This is a messenger RNA of Schistosoma spindalis, 2040 nucleotides long. NCBI's taxonomy places the organism in Eukaryota, Metazoa, Platyhelminthes, Trematoda, Strigeidida, Schistosomatidae. The record is from the annotation of a GenBank genome assembly.
AUGGAAUUAAAUAGUGAUUUAGAUCUAACGUUCUUCAAUGAUUCUGAUGAUGAUUUUCUCAAUGAUGGUAUAUUCUCGGAGUUCACGUCUAAACACAUUAGAAAGUCCUCUGGUUUCCACAAGUCAUCAUCCUCAUUAAAAGGCAUUCAUUCAACAACAAAAAUCAAUCGUAAUUCGAGUAAAGGAACAUCCAGACAUCGUAAGCUCCCUGGUCCAGCAGGUUUACUUCCAAAGCUCCAUGAACAUGGGAAUCGUCAGCGACCUAUGAUUGGGUCAAAAUCACCCAAAAAGAAGAAAGCUGAUACGGUAUCUACUUUGACUGAAAGCUGUCUAUCACCACCGUUAUCUCAAAACCAAUCAUCUUCAAGUCAAAGUGAAGAAGCUGCUUUGUUAAACAGACUACAGUCAGAAUGUGGUUCAACCAUAUGGUCGGUUGUUGAAAAAUAUUCCGUCAGAGAAAUUUUAAAAAUGAUCACUUCUAAUCAACUACCGAAAGGUAAAAUCCCAAUCAUGUGCGGUUUUCUUGAUGAAGUUGAACUAAUGCCUACGGACGCAAAAGCACUGUUAAAAGACAAUUCAGGAGUUUUGGCUUGCACAAUCCACCGUUCAGUGAUAAAAGAAUAUAAAAACGACUUGGGUUGUUGUUCCCUACUUCUGUUGAAACAGGUCACUAUUUUCAGUCCAACUGGCAAAAAGUUUUAUGCCAAUAUAACUCUUCCAAAUAUUGUAAAAAUAUAUACCCCCGAAAAUACCAUCAUUACUUCAGCAUCUGGUCAUCAUACAACAGUACCUCUUUCUUCUCCAUUAUCUCUUCGAGAAGUGGAAGCUUUAGAGGAAGAUUGUUUAAGAGCUGUUUCACCACCUCCAACGCCAAUACCACAAACAAUUUCGAUAUCUCCCAUCUUAAAACCUACCUCUUAUCGGAUACAACCACAAAUUAAUCAAUCUUCAUCUGGUUUAAAAUCAGAAUUAUCAACGACAAAAAGUCUUACAACGUUACAAUUACGUUCGAAUGGUUUAGGUUCUUUACUGAAGUCUAAUUCAAUCCCAGUCAAUAAUAAAGUUAAACCAAUCUGUGAUACUACUACUACUACUACUACUACUACUACUAAUAAUAAUAAUAAUAAUAAUAAUAAUAAUAAUAAUAAUUUACAGAAAAAAGAUCACCAAUACAAUGUGAACUCAACGACUAAUGUCACUUCUACGACUCAUCCUACUCCUCCUACUACUACCCUACCUGAUCUAGUAACAAUGAAAGAUGAUCUUUUAGAAGAUGACAUGGAUGAUUUAUUAUCUAGUCUAGCUGAUGAAAUUCCUUAAAUAAUAAUAAAUAGAUUGACACAAUGUAAAACAAUAAACAUACAAAUAAAUCAAAUGGUAAUGUAAUCUAUGAAAUAGAUAUAAAUGAUCUUCUCUUUAGUGUAAUAUACAUCAAGAUUGUUUCGUCUCCUCCUCCUCCUCCUCCUCCUCCUCCACCUCCUCCUUCUGCUCCUUCUUCUUCUUCUGCUCCUUCUUCUUCUUCUUCUUCUUCUUCUCCUUCUUCUUCUUGUUCUUGUUCAUCGUCUUGUUCUAGAUUAUUAAUUAUUAUUUGACUAUUGAAUGUGAUGACUUUUGAACAACUUUCAAGUGAUCUGAAGACUAUACACCUUUAUAUUAUAUAACUAAAUGAAGGUGAUAAAUCAAUUUGAAGAAUAAGGAUUAAUAUUUACAGUUGAUAAUUAAGGGGGUUUUAAAAAUUACAUAUAACGUUGUUAUCAUUGAUCAUAAUAAAAAGAUGAAUGAAUUUUUUCGCGCCAAAAUUUGCUAUCGUCAAUUUGAUUGGUUCAUCUAUAAAUUAUAGUCUUGUCAACUAUUUACUAUAUUACGUAAUUUUUUCAUUAGUAAAUCCAAUUUGUUAUGAGAGUUAUUGCUGUUGUUGUCGUUGCUGCUGCUGCUGCUGCUAUUGUUGUUGUUGUUGUUGUUGUUGUGUUGUUGCAUAUAGAUUCAAAUGGAUUGUUGAUCAUUGUAUAUAAAAUGAAAUUAUUCAUCUCUCUUAAUGUA